AUGGCACAAUCUCUCGGAAUCAGGGCCAAUGCGCUUUCUCGCAAUGCCCCUCGCUCGAUAUCCCUACACGCAUACGGACCGACGACUGUCUUCUUCUCCGACACACAAUGCCGCUCGUUCUCUCAAAGUCUAGCUCCCAAGGCAAAAGGUGGUGGCAUCAUGACAGCACAGCCAGUCAUGCCCAAAAUGCAACCGGAGAUGAGUUUCAGGAGCAGGUUGCGAGAUAUCAGGCCUGAAGACAUGCCCACGGAUUUUGGUUUAUUACCGGGCACCUUCGUGAAGCCAGAAGGGAAAGAUAUGCCCGACCUCUUUAAAGAGCCUAAAGAUCGAUUACGCAUGGAAUGGGUAUGGCUAAAAAAUUGGUUUUCCAACGUGAUUGGAACGCUCUACUACCACAAGUGGAAUUUCAAACCGGGCCUCCCAUUGGAACUUAGAGAGCGGAGAGAAAUAGGGAAGAAUCUCCAUCACACAAUGUACACAGAAUUCGCUCGCGGCAACGAACGACUUAUACGGGAAAAAUGCUGUCCAGGCUUAGCCAAAAACCUCAUUUAUCGUAUCAAGAAACGAAAUGUCGAUGAAAGGGUUUCCUGGAGCAUCGAAAAAUACAACCGCACGCCAUCCACAUUCUUCACUGGGAUUCGUGUGCUGUCAGAUCGCGCAACCACAAUACCCGAUUUCGCAGAUUCGGGAAUCCGACAGAUCGUGCUACGUAUUAGCAGCCAGCAGAGCAGGCAAACAUUCUCGGCGGCGUCGGGCCACCUCUCAGCGUUAUCGGCGCCAGUCAAGACCCAGGACUGCACCGAGUACAUCGUUAUACAGAAAGUGAGGAUAAACGGCAUUCAAAAAGACUGGGAGAUUUGGGGCUUUACUAAGCCGACCACGUUGGAGGAUCUGGAGAGUCCUUACUUUGCGACGGGCCUUACUUUCAAAGAGCGGGUGCAGGCUAUGCAGGAUAUGAUGACGGGGAAGCGCGGUGCAUCUAGGGAUCCAGCUCGUUUUACCUCGAACAUGAUGAAGCUAUCACAGCUGCUUGCAAGCAACCGAAAGCCAUGGGCUUUGCGACUUCGAGCCAGCAACUGGUUUACCGUGUUUGUGGUCACCUUUGCCGUGUUCACUGAUAUUUUUCUUUAUGGGGUCAUUGUGCCUGUGAUUCCGUUUGCUCUGCAGCAUAGAGCGAAUGUAGAUGCCACUCGGGCAAUAUGUGGCUGGUUCUCAGACACCAUUUCCAUGCGUCGAUUGCCGCUCCUCCUCGGCCUGGCGGCUCUCCUCGGCGCAACAAUCAUGCUGAAUGUGGCCACUAGCCUGGCCGUGUUCAUCAUUGGGCGUCUCCUCCAAGGAAUCAGCGCCGCGGUUGUCUGGGUCGUUGGACUCGCGCUCAUGGCGGAUACUGUGCCCAGGGAGAUGCUGGCGCAGUACAUGGGAUACGUGAGCCUGGGGAUGACCUCUGGCUUCAUGCUUGGUCCUCUCCUGGGAGGUAUUCUGUAUCAGAGAACGGGAUAUAAUGGAGUCUGGGCCUUGUGCUAUGCAUUCAUCGGACUGGAUUUCGUGCUUCGUAUUGUCCUUAUUGAGAAGAAGGAUGCAAAGCGUUGGAUUGAGGAUACUAGUAAUGAAAUACCGAUUGAGGAAGGUGUUGUGAUCGAGAGUUAUCAAGACAAUGUCGACCACCCCCAUGCACCUGGGUCGAAAGAGCAGAAUGUCGACGGUUUACCAGCAGUACAGCCGACACCAUCCUCACCGCCAGACCUUCUUUCCGGACUGGGAAGCUCCAGCGCUACCUCCAAGUUAACGCAGAAACUUCCUGCCGUCGUUGCUUUGCUCGCAUCCCGCCGUCUCCUCGCAUCCUUGUUUGCCUCCAUUGCGCAAGCCACUCUCAUCGCUUCCUUCGACUCAGUACUCCCGCUCUUCGUCAGCGAGACCUUUUCAUGGGGCUCAUUGCAAUCUGGCAUUCUGUAUCUCGCCAUCGUCGUCCCAACACUGGCAUCGCCAGCAUUGGGGUAUCUAGGCGACAAGUAUGGGGGCCGCUGGUUCGCCGCAGCUGGGUUCCUCCUCGCCUGUCCCAUGUUCGUGCUAUUGCGUCUGGUCACUCACAACUCGAUCUCGCAAAAGGUGCUCCUGGUCGCGCUCCUUGUGCUCAUUGGGCUUGCUAUGACGCUGAGUUUCCCGCUCAUCAUGGCGGAGAUUACACAUAUUGUGAGUGCCAAGGAACGGUCGAGACCGAAGGGCACGUUUGGUGCCAAGGGGGGCGCAUAUGCGCAGGCUUAUGGUCUAUUUAACAUGGCGUUUGCAGUCGGUACGCUGAUUGGGCCUAUCUGGGCUGGGUUGAUCAAGCAGGACUAUGGCUGGGCGACCAUGGCCUGGACACUGGGGCUGUUGAGUGGUGUGACUGCCGUGCCGUGUGUGAUCUGGGUUGAUGGCAGUAUAAGGAAAAGGAGGAAGAGGAGGAUGGAGCUGAUGCCGUAG
Messenger RNA from Talaromyces atroroseus, 2460 nucleotides. RefSeq lists its product as hypothetical. Lineage: Eukaryota; Fungi; Ascomycota; Eurotiomycetes; Eurotiales; Trichocomaceae. Gene Ontology annotation, biological process: transmembrane transport. Gene Ontology annotation, molecular function: transmembrane transporter activity. The record is from RefSeq and is a predicted model, not a curated record. The transcript is spliced from 6 exons. Bases 1 to 2460 code for a protein of 819 amino acids.